Plutella xylostella (diamondback moth) is the source of this 1090-nucleotide messenger RNA. RefSeq lists its product as uncharacterized. Lineage: Eukaryota; Metazoa; Arthropoda; Insecta; Lepidoptera; Plutellidae. The record is from RefSeq and is a predicted model, not a curated record. Gene Ontology annotation, molecular function: nucleic acid binding; zinc ion binding.
GUUGUGUCGUUGUAUAGGUGCGUGCUGCGUCACCACCUACCCGUUAGGUUUAUAGAUAAUAAACCAGUGUGAAUCAAACCGCCUUGCGUAUUACUCGUAUGUAACAGUGGCGACGAGCGACGGGCAAAACUACCCUCGGUGUUAAAAUAAAUAUUUUCCAAGGCAAUGUGUGCAGCAGUUACACCAUUUUUUGGGGCCAUCUCCAAUUUUGACCAUCACAGUCAAGAUUGGACGACAUUUAAAACCAGACUGCAGCAAUGGUUCAUUGCAAAUGGACUAGACGAUGAUACGGACAAGGCGGGCGUGAAGCGUCGCGCCAUCUUGAUUAGCACACUCAACGACGACUCGUUCCAGCUGGCUAGCAACCUCGUGCUACCGAAGAAGUUAGAGGAUGUGGCAUAUAAAGAUAUCGUGCAGGUAUUAGAUCAGCAUUUUACACAGAAGCGCUGUGGAUUUGCUGAGAGGCUACAUUUCUACGCGGCGGUACAACAGGCGAGUGAGUCACACGCGCAAUGGGCAGCGCGUCUGCGUGGACUCGCGGCGCACUGCAGUUUCAAGCACUUGGAAGAAGCACUUCUAGACAAAUUCGUCAUGGGCAUGACGGCGGGAGCGGAGCGGGAGAAGCUGUUCUCCAUGGACAUCGGGGAGCUGACGCUGGCGAAGGCCGUGGAGCUGGCGAGCAGCGUGCGCACGGCGCGCGCCGCCGCCGCCUGCGCCGCCCCGGCCGCGGCGACCACCUCAGACCCCUUGUUCAAGAUCGACAAGGGGUCCGAUCUCCGAAACAGUGGCAACCAAAGUGAAAGAUGUAGUGUUUGUGGCCGUAAAAGUCAUAGUGCUAAUACCUGUCGGUUCAGUAAAUUCAAGUGUACUAAAUGUAACCAAAAAGGUCAUCUUCGUAGGAUGUGCAAAACCGUUAAAUAUGUAGGAGCCGAAGAGUUGGCAGAGGGUGACGACGUUCUUACAGAAUAGUUACCAUGAAGGAGUGAUUCGGAAAGACUUUGAUACGAAUGAUGUGGUACUAUAUAAACUUUAUGUUAAUAAAAAUAAAUUUAACUGGUGCAAGGGACUUAUCGUAGAAAAAGUGGGAUUA